AUGGGCUCUUUUGCUGACACUAUGGCAUUUUUCAGGUUCGCGGAGUACGAUGCCGCUUUCCAAGAGCAGCUCGAGCGGUUCGAACGUCUGAUCAGUUCCGAGGAGCGAUUUUCUCGCCCGUAUCAGACGGGCAUCAGAAUGGGGCUCGACGAUUUUCGGAGUUGGGCGGCAAAAAACCAUGGGGAUAUGAUGCUGUGGUUUGAUGAGGGGGAUGUUUCGAUCCUGGGGCGCCGGGCCAGUCGGACGCACAGGAUUGCUGACGUGGCUGUCCACGUGCUGCAGAGCGGCAUCCGAAACGCGGCCAACGAAGUCCUCCGGAGCAUGCCCGUCCACGGCAUGUUCGGCCGCUUCCCUACCGAGACCGCGUUCUUCGAGACGUCCGCGGCCGCGUUUCGCGACGGCGGCGGGCCGGCCGCGAAGCGCGCGCCCAACAUCGCUUUGCAUGACGGCUUUGAGCCGUGGGCGGAUCGCUCCUGCAUGACCUUCGUCGGGUCCCGAUUGCUCGCGGCAGUGCCCGGUUGCAGUCUAUUCCUGGGGCUGCAGCCCUUCGCGCGCGCACUGGAAGCGGUGGUGAUGUGGCAAGAUCCGGAAGACUCGACCGCGGCCGUUGUGACAGAGUGGGGCAAUCUGGAUUCCAGCCCGCGUAUUCCGUUGUGGAUCAUUUUUGAGGGGGAGCGGAACAUUCCGGCGCAAGUGAAGGGCUCGCACAUGCACGGGCGGACCGUUUUGUUGGACUUGGAGAAGCUGCACUCGUUCUUCUAA
Molecule: messenger RNA, 762 nt
Organism: Klebsormidium nitens
Lineage: Eukaryota; Viridiplantae; Streptophyta; Klebsormidiophyceae; Klebsormidiales; Klebsormidiaceae
Source: the annotation of a GenBank genome assembly